ACAAAUCCAGAUUCUUCUCCCUCUUCAUUAUCACUAUCUGCUCUUCCUGAAAAAAGACACAUUGAAGCAGAGAGAGAGAAAAAGAGGUUUGUAAUGCAAAAUAUGCAGGGGAAGUGACACGUCUUUUGCCUUGUGUCUGAAAAAGAUCAAACAAAGGAGACUGAAACUGGCCUUGGUUUUGGUCAAAUCUGAGCUAAGAGGAGUAAUAAAAAAAAAGAAAUAACAAGUUGGUCUUCAACAGUGUUGAGAAGAAGAGGACCCCACAAAAUGGAAGAGUUAGAUACAUCACAUGCAGUUUCUCAGAUUUUACCUCAAUCUCCUUGAACAACAUCAACUGUUGCAUUCAUGUUCUGACUCAUCUCCUCACAGUCCCACUCACUUCAAUAUAAUCUGUCAGUGAAGACCACAAUGAUUUAGACCAAGUUAGAGAGAUAAAGACGGAACCUUUUGAGCUGUGAGCUUCAUUUUGGGUUUGAUUAGGGUCUGGUGAGGAAGUAAGAAGAAGGUACAGCAAAAAUGAGGGGAGAAGAAGAACCAGAAGAAGCAAGCUUAGUGGGAUUAACCAUAAGAACAUCAUCACCAGCAAGCUCUUCAAGUAAAAAAGGUAAAGAUCUCCACACAAAUGAUGCCUCGGAUUCAUCUCCAAGUAUCAAAAACUCUCCUUUCAAUUCACCUUCUCUUGUGUCCCCACCAUCUUCUGCUUUUGUUUCCGCUUUACAAUCUCCUUAUAUAUCCCCAAGAGCCACACAACCCAUUACCACCACUCACAAGCCAUCACCGCCUGUUUCUUACAAAGGCUCACAAUCUGAAGAUGUACCAAGCAGCUCCUACACUCCUCCUUCUGACCAGUAUGAGUUUUCCGAUGACCCAUCAGAUCGGAAGCUCAAGUUAUCAGCUUGUACUCCAGAUCCUGCUCCUCCAAGGAUCUCAUUCUCUUUCCCUGUUCCUAGGGUUUCCUUAGCUAAAGUCUCUGUUUCUUCGCCUGCAACUAACACCAAGCUCAGGAGCUCCGAUGUCUUCAUAGGGUUCCAUGGACAAAACCCAAACUUGGUGAGAUUCUGCAAAUGGUUAAAGUCAGAGCUUGAGCUUCAGGGUAUCGCUUGUUUCGUUGCGGACAGAGCUAAGUAUUCGGACACACAGAGUCAUGAGAUCGCUGACAGAGUUAUCUGCUCCGUUACUUAUGGGAUUGUGGUUGUCUCUUGUUCGAGCUUGCUCAACUAUCUUAGCUUGGAGGAAGUUAGGUUCUUCGCUCAAAAGAAGAACUUGAUCCCAAUUUUCUAUGGAACUGGACCUUCUGAGAUAAUGGGUCUUCUCAACUGUAAUGCCAUAGAUAAAGAGUGUAAAGAAGCCAUUGAUGGGUUGAUUAAGUCCCAUGAGUUUAAACUCGAAGCUAAUGAGAGUAACUGGAGAAGCUGUGUGGCAAAGACCGCGACCAUUCUCAGGGGAAAGCUUGGGAGGAAGAGUGUGGUUGAUAAAGAGACAGUGGAUAGGAUCGAUGAGCUUCCUUUUCCGAGAAAUAGAUCUUUUCUUGGCAGAGAGAAAGAGAUGACGGAAAUGGAGAUUGCUUUCUUUGGCAAUGGAGAGUAUCUAGAGUCUACAACACCAAGCACUAAAGGAGAAGCAAGUGGACAAUCUGAAGGACUUGCAGAUGAGGAAUCAGAUGUUGUAUCAACUAGAAAUGGGAAAUUUAUCAGCUUGGAGCUUGGAAAAUGCUCAGAGCCAAGAUCUGAGGCUUGGAGUGAUCCAAACGGUGGGAAAAACUCGCUUAAAAGACUGUUGAAGACUAAAAAAUAUAGAAACAGUAAUAACUGCAAAGGUAGCACAAGUGUUGUUUGCGUAAAUGGAGUUCCUGGGAUUGGGAAGACAGAGUUGGCUCUUGAAUUCGCUUACCGGUAUUCUCAGAGGUAUAAGAUGGUGUUGUGGGUCGGAGGGGAAGCUCGAUACUUCAGACAGAACCUGUUGAAUCUGUCAUUUAGUUUGGGGCUUGAUAUGAGCGCGGAUGCUGAGAAGGAUAGAGGUAGACUACGGAGCUUUGAUGAACAAGAGUUUGAAGCGUUUAAGAGGAUAAAGCGUGAGCUUUUCAGAGACAUGCCUUAUCUUCUGGUCAUUGAUAAUCUUGAGAUAGAAAAAGAUUGGUGGGAAGGGAAAGAUCUGAAUGAUCUGAUUCCAAGAAACACCGGAGGUACUCAUGUGUUGAUCACUACUAGACUUCCUAAAGUCAUGACCUUUGAUACAGUGCAGCUCUCUGUAUUGCCUUCGUCUGACGCAAUGGUGUUGUUGAGAGGAAGAAGAAAGAAAGAUUACCCGGCUGAGGAGGUUGAGAUCCUCAAGCUUUUCGAAGAGAAACUGGGACGUUUGAGCUACGGUCUUUGGGUGAUAGGAUCAUUGCUUUCAGAGCUUUCAAUUCCACCUUCUGCGCUCUUUGAAGCUGUGAACAAAGUUCAAAUCGAAGAACGUUCAGCCUCGCCUUUUGUGAACUUAAACGAUGAGCAGUAUUGCAAAUCCAAUCCAUUCGUUGCAAAGGUCUUAGCUUUCGUUUUGGCUGUUUUGGAGCAAGCUGAAGGUAACAGAAACCUUCUCUCACUGAAAAUGCUACUAGUGGGAGCUUGGUUUGCGCCAGUCCCUAUCCAUGUUAACUUGUUAGCAGCAGCGGCUAAAAACAUGCCCACAAGUGGAAAUCGGUUUAGCAAAUGGAACAAAUGUUUGAGUCACACAUUUGCUUGGUGCGGUGGUUGUGGUCUAGGACGCAGAAGCGAAGAGGAUGCUGCGUUUUUACUAGUCAGAUUAGGACUAGCGAGGAUGACUAAUAGACAACCUGGGUGUUGGAUUCAGUUUCAUCCAAUAACUCAAACUUUUGCGAGGAGAAGAGACUACAUACUUGCACCCAAGGCAACAGUUCAAGGCGUGAGGAAAAUCGAUAACCCGUUGUUGAAUCUUGAUCACUUAUGGGCUUCAGCAUUCUUAGUAUUCGGAUUCAAAUCAGAACCUCCUUUGGUCCAACUACAAGCCAUGGAUAUGGUACUUUACAUCAAGAGAACAGCACUUCCUUUAGCAAUCACAGCUUUCACAAAGUUUUCAAGGUGCAACUCUGCGCUGGAGCUCCUCAAAGUAUGCACCAAUGUGUUAGAGGAAGUGGAGAAGUCGUUUGUGUCUCAAAUACAAGAUUGGCGCCAAGGCUCACUCUGUUGGAAGAAGAAGACUAGCAAGAAGGUGGAUGAAUACGUGUGGCAGGAUGUUACAUUGUUGAAAGCUUUAUUGCUAGAGACCAGAGCGAAGCUGCUGCUACGAGGCGGACAUUUCGAUAGUGGAGAAGAACUUUGCAGGACUUGUAUCAGUAUCAGGACGGUGAUGCUUGGCCAUAACCAUGAGCUCACUUUGGCUGCUCAAGAAACGCUGGCAAAGUUAGUCAGAAUGAGAAGCAAGAUAUGAAACACACACGUAAAAACAUUUCUCCUGGCUGUUUCCACAAUUACUCUUAAUCUCAGUUUUGUUGAAGACAGUAAAUCAUGUAACGGUUACUUUAAAAUCAGUUAAGAACAAUCUUAUUUCUAUGUACAUUACCAACUUCCUUU
Molecule: messenger RNA, 3572 nt
Organism: Eutrema salsugineum
Lineage: Eukaryota; Viridiplantae; Streptophyta; Magnoliopsida; Brassicales; Brassicaceae
Exons: 2
Coding region: 517-3429 (970 amino acids)
Biological process (GO): signal transduction; recombinational repair
Molecular function (GO): ADP binding
Source: RefSeq, a predicted model, not a curated record